Messenger RNA from Thunnus maccoyii (southern bluefin tuna), 4066 nucleotides. It is a transcript of the gene otoa, whose product is annotated as otoancorin. Gene Ontology annotation, biological process: cell-matrix adhesion. The record is from RefSeq and is a predicted model, not a curated record. Gene Ontology annotation, cellular component: cell surface. NCBI's taxonomy places the organism in Eukaryota, Metazoa, Chordata, Actinopteri, Scombriformes, Scombridae. The transcript has 28 exons. The coding region runs from base 153 to 3551 and encodes 1132 amino acids.
AAAACCAUGCACCUGCUUUGGCUCAGUCGAGGACAGGUAGCCACCCAGCUCACAUCAGACUUGAGAGAAAAGCGCAAAACACAUCCUUACUUUGUCAAUAUCCUGUUUUUUGAAUUGCAUUCAGAGAGGAGACGCAGACCCUGCAGGCAGGCAUGGCUCCAAAAGGAGGAACAUUUUUCUUUCUACUCAUUGUGGCCUGUGCAGCCUUUGAUAUGAUGCCUGGAAAGAAACCUGACUUCAAGGACAUGGCCAAAAAAAUGAUGAUGAAGUGCAAGAAUAAGGGAUACCCAAUACCUAAGAUGAGACUGCUGCAUUCAAUCUUCAAUAACAGUGACCUGCCGACGGAGAACCGAAAUGCUGACCAAUCCAACCCCCUGCAAUCUGCUUUUCUCGAUGUCCUGGAUUCAGUCUCUACUGUGAGAGCCGACCAAGACUCACUUGGCCGUGUCCCCUUGGAUAAGCCAGAUAAAAUGACAAACAAGAUGUGGAAUUGCACCCAUCUUUCAACCAUGAUCAAUCUGAUGAGAAACUCCUCUGAGGCAUCUGCAUGUUACAUGCGAGCAUUUGUGGCUCCUCUGUCCUGGGCGACGUUGACCACCCAGGGAGAAAACAACAUGGACUCAGGCGACUAUGAGGCACUGCUGUUGGCUGCCAAACCUGCGCUGCUGAGUAUGAAAAGAAUGAUCUUUCCUACCAGAGUAGAGGGCCAAAACAUGAAAAUGAUGAUGAGGAUGCUGCGGGGGGCGUAUGAUCCCAUGUCCGAGCAUCAAAGGACUCAAGUGUUAAAAUGGGCAAAAGAGCAGAUCACUGAGAACUAUUUCAACUGUUCUCUGAGGCCAUCAUCCAACUCCAGAUCAAUGUUGAUGGAGCGCUGCGAACCUUCACUGAAAUGGCUGAACUUGGAGGCGUUGAUCAUGAUGGGGCCUUACCUCUCCCGUUUAGCACCACACGAUGUUGACUCAUCUCCUAAAGAAAAGCUGUGUGAAUUUUUCCACUCAGACCAGUUCAGAUCCACCUUGAGUAGGGUGACCCCCAUGAGCCCCAGACUGGGCGAGAAGUUUCUCCAAAAAUUUCAAGAGUGCUUCAGUGGACAGAAGGAGAUUGCAGAGCAUAUAGACAAGUUUGGCACACUGGCUUGUUAUUAUUACAAUGCUCCAGACAUGACUCCUGAUCUCAGCAAGAAAUUCCUCUCUCAGAUUGCCGACUGCAACAGCCCCAGAAUCAUAAAGGUGAAGAAGCGCCUUCUUGAGUCUGUGAUAUCAAAUUCAAACAGCACCAACAUUCUGGAAAUAGUAAGCAAGCUGGGCGGUUGUGUUACCUUGUUGUCUCCCAAACAACUGUCCAUGAUCCCUGACACCGAUCUCAAAAAAAUUCUCAAGACCCUGGGACCCAACGUCCAAUGGACAAAGGCCCAAGUGUGCACUCUGAUCAAGAACCAGCUGGGCAAUAAGAAGUGUAAAAAGGUGUCAUACAAGGAGCUGAAGGUACUUCAGUCGGUUAUGGAAGGUGUGCCAAGCUGUAUGCUCAAGCAUGUCGAAGCCCAGGAGAUUCUCAGUGAUACAGAGGGUCUGAAGAACAUCUCCAAGCGGAUGAGAAGGGGGCAGUUGAAGGCCGUGCUGCAGCGGCUGCGUGAGAAUGUAGAUCCCUCAGAGCUGGUGCAGAAGCUGCCUGGCCCUUUGCUUCGCAGCAUUUCGCUUAACAACCUGGACAAAGCAAAGAUCACCUCUUUGGACCAAGUGGAGAAUAAAAUCUGGAGUCUGCCACAGGCGGCUUUCCUGGCAAAAAAGUUACAUGAUCUAAAGCAACUUCAGUAUAAGAGGAUGCGUUCAAUCCUUCAGGGCCUUACCUGUAAGAUGAUUGACAAAGUUGCUGACAGUGAUGCUUUGGACUUGGCUGAGGCCAUAGACGAGGUGCCACAGUGGCUCUCCAAAGUACAAACAGGAUGUGCAGCCCGAAAGCUUUUUGCAACUUUGGAGAAAAAGAGACGUGAUUAUUUCAAAACCAUCACAGUGGAGGAGCUGAAUGACAUUCCCACAUCCUUGCUUCUUCACCUCCUGCCUUCGAAGGUGAAUGAUUUGCCUGACUCCGUGUGUCCAGUCUUCCUCGACAAGAUGGAAGAGGCCAACCUGAGCUCAUUACCUCUUCGUAGCCCUUCUCGACCCGCACUCACCAAGAGAGCUCUGCUCUGCCUGAUCAAUGGAACAGCUCUAUCUGGACUGACCAUCGAGGAUGUGUCCAGGGUUGGACCGCUCUUGUGUGAGCUUCAGCCUUCCCAACUGUCCCUCAUGGUCCCUGAUGUUCUCAACUCCACCCUGCAGGACAUGGCUUCCUGUCAUCACAUUCCUCAGCCCCACAGGGCCGCACUACUUAAGCUGGUCAAACAGACUUUUGGGGAUCCAUCUGAUUGGUCAGCUGAGACUACGGAAUCACUUGGUCCUCUCCUGCUUUUGGAUGACAGUGCAACACCUGCUCUGCCCAACAAGCCUUGGAUGAAGGAUGUUCUGUAUUUCCUAAAGUCACCCCUGCCCCACAUCUCAGAAGUUCUGAAAAAGAAAUUCUUCUAUCUCACCAUCACCACGUCACAGAACAGCACUAACUCUGUCCAUAAUGCUAUCCCUGACAAAACCCCCAAUGUGGAGUUAAUUGAAGAACUGCAAAUGACCAACGUCUACUGGACAGCUAAACAGCUGAAUACAAUCUCAAAGGACACCUUCCUCGCUACUGUAGAAAUACUUGGGUCCAUUUCUGACUACGACGCAGACCAACUGGCUGUGCUGAGUGAAAAAGCAACGGAGGCCUUUGGCCCAGUGUCACAGAUGACUGAGAGUGCAGUCACACAGAUAGGAUGCAUAGCUCAGGGCUUCUCCAAUUCAGACCUGGAGAAGCUCCCCUUCUCACUGGACACUCUGGAGGAAAUUGCCCACUGUAGCUGGAAUGAGUCACAGAUACAGUCAGUGUGGAAGAGCGUUGCUAAACUUAACAACCUGAAAGCACAUCAGCUGGGAGCUGCAGAGAUGGUGGCACUGAACCGCUUCAUCUGUGGCCUGAGCCCCAACGAGAUCCAACAGCUCAACUUGGACGCCUUCAAGGAUGCUGUGGGUUCAAUGAAUGGUAUUCAGUGCUCCUUCAAGAUUGCUCAGUACCUGAAAAGUCUUGCUGUGUCCGCCUUUGGGGAGCCCAGCACCUGGACUGAAGCACAAGUGUCCGACUUGGGCAACAUCAUUGCUGGGUUGAAUGUAAAUGAGUUGGCUUCUUUGGAUCCAUCUGUCUUCCCAUUUCUCAGCGAGACCUGCAUCACACUCAUUCCUCCAAAAAACUUUGCUGCACUCUCCGUUGCACAACUGGCGGCUCUCGGACCUGACAACGCUGCCAUGGUUACCAAAGAACAGCGAGCUGCACUAGGAGGCAAGCAACUGGCUUCCCUUGAGAGAGCUACUUUUGGCUCCCAAACAGAAGAAACUGAGUCAGGAGCUCCAUCGCUGAGUGUUGAGGGGAUCUCGGCCUUCAUGAAGCCGCUUCUCUUUCUUGUCAUGGGUUUCCUGCUGCUGUGAGAACAGUCAUCACAUCCACCUGCUAAACCCGCAGGAGCUUCUGCUAACCAAACACAUGUAGCCUCUGUUUUCUAAGAAGUUAUCAUUAUAGAGCACUUAUAAUUCUUCCAAGUUUAUCUUAUUUUUGACAACAUGCUGUGAAGACGUUUCUCAUAGAUUGACUGUGAGAUAAUUUGUGUGUGAGCAUAGAAGUGUGGCUGUUGUACACAAUAUAAUCAGAUGAUUACAGGUAAAAUGUGCUGGGAUUUAUCUUCGCCUUAACAUUUGUUCACUUUUAUAUAUUCUAUCGCUAUAUAUUUCUAAGAAAGUAUAUUUUAAUAGAACUAAAAGAAAUAUUUGAUGUUUGUUACUCUGGUGUCUUAUGCUCUCAUAAUUUGGAUAUUUGCCACAGAUGGAAAAUUACAUAUAAUUAAACUCAAUAAAGACGAUUAAUGUACUGACUUAUUGAGAUGUUACAUUACUGUUAAAAUGGAGGAAAAACAAGUUAUAAAUAAAUAAGACAUCAAUUCAACUGA